AUGCAUGAAUGCGAGAAGAGUGUAAUUCGUCUGUAUCGCCAUCUUCUGACCGAUUAUGAGAGCAAUGUUCGUCCGUCCAUACGCUACGAUUUACCAGUUAACGUCACCUUUUCAUUUUCACUUACGCAAAUCAUCGAUGUUGAUGAGAGGAACCAGAUCAUUACGACAAAUGCGUGGAUUCGACAAAAUUGGGUUGAUUAUAAGUUAAUUUGGGAUCCAAAUGAAUUCGACAACUUGACGUUCAUUCACAUACCCUACGAACGUAUUUGGAGGCCUGAUGUGAUACUCUACAAUAAUGCUGAUGCCCAUUACAAGGAGUCUGUGAUGAGCACAGACGUCUUGGUGAACUUUCAAGGAAACGUUUCAUGGUCUGCCGCAGGAAUUUUCAAGAGCAGUUGUCCGUUGGACGUUCGAUACUAUCCGUUCGAUUAUCAGAACUGUGUGCUCAAAUUCGCUUCGUGGGCUUACGAUGGCACGAAAAUUGAUAUCCUCCUUAACUCAGAGAAGGGUGAUGAAACGAAUUUCAUGACGAGUUCUGAAUGGCACCUGAAUUUGAUAAGGGCAGAGAAAAACUACGUGAUAUAUAGCUGUUGUCCAGAGCCAUAUCCAUUUGUUGACAUUCACAUCAGCAUUCAAAGGAGACCGAUGUUCUAUGUUUUCAAUCUGAUCCUACCAUGUGUUCUGAUAAGUGCAAUCGCUUUGCUUGGCUUUUAUAUGCCUUCAGAUUCUGGCGAAAAAGUUACUCUUGGAAUCACCUCACUGCUCUCGACAACCGUGUUUUUGAUGUUGGUAGCCGAAGGAAUGCCACCAACCGCAGAAGCACUCCCUCUAAUAGGCAUAUAUUACGGAGUCACUAUAUUCAUUGUAUCGCUUGCGACAGCAAUGACCGUUUUCACAUUGAAUGUUCAUCACCACGGACAACACGGCAGUCCUGUACCACCUCUUUUACAAAAAAUUGCCUUCAAAUUCCUCGCUCGAAUUCUCUGCCUCCGUGUCGAGCAAUACCAUUCGAUAUCCCAUCAUGUUCAUCACCUCUAUCAGAAAGAAUUCGGGAAAUACGAUGAGUCUCGUGACAAACUGAGGAUAUACGACAGUUGCGCAACCGCAGAGCACAUUCCGCUUGUUGGCGUACACUCGAAGCUUUGCAAUGGUAGUCCCGGAGCGAGCAAUAUGGUUCGUCAAGAUAUUCUACGGCAUAUUCUUGACUGCACACAACAGCAUUCCUUUUAUACAACACACAUCGAAUUGUUGGCGACGAGAGAUUGUACGAAGCAUUUUCAGGUGUCUUUCACACCUGAUGCGAAUGGCUCAGCGCACAACGCAAAUUCAUCAGGGCCAGACACAUUCGAGAGUGAAUUUUUGAAGGUUUUGAACACUGUUCAUGCAACGAUUGCAAGAAACGAGAUGCGACUGGCUGAGAACGAUCGCCGAGAUGCAUCAAACCUCGAAUGGCAACAGGUUGCACUCGUUCUGGAUAGGUUUCUGCUGAUUGUGUUUGUGUUUGGUACAGCGUUUGUUUCGUUGGCGAUCAUUUAUCAAAGACAACUAUGCAUCGGAUGA
This is a messenger RNA of Anisakis simplex (herring worm), 1560 nucleotides long. Lineage: Eukaryota; Metazoa; Nematoda; Chromadorea; Rhabditida; Anisakidae. The record is from the annotation of a GenBank genome assembly.